This is a messenger RNA of Dinoponera quadriceps, 5868 nucleotides long. RefSeq names its product stress response protein NST1 (gene stai). NCBI's taxonomy places the organism in Eukaryota, Metazoa, Arthropoda, Insecta, Hymenoptera, Formicidae. The record is from RefSeq and is a predicted model, not a curated record. The transcript has 7 exons. Gene Ontology annotation, cellular component: neuron projection; cytoplasm. Gene Ontology annotation, biological process: regulation of microtubule polymerization or depolymerization; microtubule depolymerization; neuron projection development. Gene Ontology annotation, molecular function: tubulin binding. Bases 270 to 1343 code for a protein of 357 amino acids.
AGCAGCAGAGGGUGGUCGGAUAUUGAGCGACGCCGGGCGUCGCGGCGCAGCGUGCAGGCCAGUUGCCCACCAGCCACCGCCCCAGAUACGACCCGAGCGACACUUCCGGCGUGCCUCACUCUUCUCCCGGUCCUCUUCUCGUCCUUCCAGCCUCUUCGUCCUCUCUUCUUCGCGCCUCCCUCAGCCGUGCGCGUCCGGCUCGUCGUCGCCGUUGAUUCCCGCCCGCGAGACAAUCCCGAAACAACAAGCCCGCGAACGAAAGCGACAAUAUGCUGAUCGGUCUCGUGCGCGACUCGGUGCUCCAGUGCUUCUGUCACAGCUGCAAGGCCCCGCUGGGCGUCGUAGCCGGAUCGAGAAGGAAUAACGCGCCCUUCAAGAAGCCCAACGGCAAGGGCAAGCCGCGGACCAAGCAGCCGAAGAAGGUGAAGUUCAUCACAACCGAGAUUAGAUGCCAGGAGAAGUCCAAGGGUGGGCUGUGCUACGAGGUGAUCUUGGCGGAGCCGACGGUGCCUAAGAGGGCGCCGUCGCCGCCGCAGACGACCCCGACCCAGCAGACCGCGAUCGAGGACAAGCUGAGGGCCGCCGAGGAGCGGAGACUGUCGCUGGAGGCGCACAAGCUCGCCGCCCUCGCUACCAAGCUCAGCAAGAUCGAGGAGGCGUCUCGCAAGAAGGAUGAACUUAGCGCGGCCUUCAUCGCCGCCACCCGCGAGUCCUUGGACGCGAAGAUGAAUAACACGGAGGAGAAGCGAGAGGCUCACAUCGCCGAGCUGAAGAGCAAGCUGAAGGAGCAUUUGGAGAGCGUCGAAAAGACUCGCCUGAGUCUCGAGCAGCAAACCGAGGAAGUUCGAUGCGCCGUCGAGGAGAAGCUGAAAACCGCCGCGGCCCAACGUGACGAGAACAUCAAGAGGAUGCUGGAUCGUCUCAAGGAGCAUGAGGAGCAAGUGGCUCGCGUACGCCAGGGAAUGUCGGAACGCGUGCAGCAGUUGGAGUCCCAAAUUCAGGGCAAGCUGGAGCAGGCACGUGAACGUCGCGAAACCAUCGAGCGCGAGCAGAAGGAGAAGCUGCGCAAUCAUAACACGGUGAAGAUAGAGAAAGUGCGUCAGACGGCGGCGAGAGAGAUCCUGGUGAAAAAGUUCGAGUUCGACAAGAGGGUGUCGACCGCGGAGCUGAAUCGGCAGCGAGAGAUCCAACGCCGCGUGCAGGCAAUUCGCCGCCACCAUGAGAGGCGCGCCGAGAUCGUGAGACAGAACAAGGCCGCCCUGGAUCGCCAGGACGGCAAUCACGCGGACGCGCCGCAGCCGGUCGUUCUGCCAGUGGAGAACGAGACUGCCAGCUCCGGCUAAGUAUCGCGCCCACGUCAAGGCCGCGCCCCUCCAGGCGCGCCCAGCAAGGCUCCGUUUCGCUUUGUGCCAUUAUUUUCUGACUCGAAGUAAAACGGGAGGUCGAUCGCGCACUGCAUCCUGUCCGCAUUUCGAGCAGGAAGAGAGAAGAGUGUGACCCGUGUCACGUGUCUCCCUUCCGAUUUCUCGAGAGAUCGCGCGGACGAUACUGCCUUUCGUCACGAUAUUCCCACUUCGGCAACGUUACGCAUAGUCCGCACGGUUCUUUGAAUUUUAGCGGGAGAGAGCGAGCGAGGUGAUUCCGACAGAUUGUUGCGAAAGUUUGGAUGUUGGAUACGGCGAUCUUGGAUAUUCCUGUCGGCCCACAGGCCUCGGGGAAUCCGAGGAUGCAACGAUCCCAAUUCGGAAACUUCGAGUGGCAUCUUCAAGAUUGAUACUUGAGGAUUAACAGAUUCAGGAUUUUUUAGGGAAGCCGAGAGAGAAACUUGAUUUUUUUUAUUAUUAUUCAAGGAUCUAAGAUUGAGAAAGAUCUAUGUACCUCGAAAUCAAAAUGCCUAAAAGCCGAUGUGGAAAUUAAAAAUUCUUGAAGUGACGGAAAUUUUUUUAUUUUUUCUAGUACAAUAUAACGUUGCAAGUUGUACAAAAUCAGAAGAACUUUCACAGCAACCUGAAGAAUUUUUCUAGAAAAAAAAAAGUAACAGCCAUUUUAUCACACAAAGAAUAAGUUCGAAGAAGCUGAAAUGAAAUUUAAAGCACCCUUGAAAGGUUCAAAGCGACGAUGAAUCAAAUACGUUUAUCCGAAAUAUCUGGCAAGUCGCAUCUGUUGGUAUUGAGAGAUAUAUUAAAUUUCUAUUUUCCGUUUUCCAUUUCCAAAAAAAGAUUUACUCGAAAGCAUUUCUUUUGUUUCCAAGACGCGAUUUUCUAAAAUUGUGUUUUUCCCUUGAAUUUUCUAAUAUUUAGUACGAGAGAAGGAAAGAAUCAAGACAAGAUCUAUGAAAAAUACUUUAAUAUAUUAGAAAUACAAAAAUACUCUCUCUCGUUUGUGUUAAACGUAAUCUUUUUUAUUUAUUAAGAAAUAACUUUUUUUUUUUUUUUUUGGUUCUAUUCGUGUUAUCGCGCUAUUUUAAUCUUGUCGUCGAAUCAAGACGAAGAGAAAUUUCGAUGACAGCUACGAUCGAUUAACCGUGAUUACCGAAUAGUCAUUUUGAAUCGCAACACACAGCGCAUCGUUUCCCGAGGAUGAUAAAGAUAGAAAGAGAGCGAGAGAGAUGAAGAGAUUGGGGGAGGAGGUGGGGAAUUGGAAAGAUAGAGAUUAACGGAUUAUUAAUAAAUCACUAUCGCUACAACUAGAUCCUAAGUGGUGCGACUGCGGCUCUGUGUGCGCGCGCGCACACACAGGAAGAGGGUGUGUGCGUGUGUAUGUGUGUGCGCGCGCGCGAUGUGUGCCGUCGUGUUAAGCACAUUCAUAUGAUUAUACAUAUAAAUAUAAUAUACAUAUAAUUAUAAUGAUAUAUUAAUAAUAAUAUUAAAUAAUAAUAAUAAAUAGUGCUUUAUACUAGGCUUGAAAACUUGAGAAACCAUUUUGUACUCAUUGUAAUAUUACUGCGCUAACCGAAAUGAGAAACACUCACACGAGACAUAUAGUCUAACGGAAUAUGAUAAUGUGACGCUUCUGUGAUGACUUUAAUUAUUUGUCAAAAUGUGUAGCGUUUAAGUGCGGGCGUGAGAGAGCGACAGAGCGAAUGGAACCGAGUGCAUGUGCAUGUGUGAAAAAUACAGGAAAGAAAGAGAGAAAGAAAAAGACACUUUUGUUUCUUCAAGUUAGCACGGUUGUCGUGACCAGGCAAAAAGUUCGCUACACGUCGAGAAAUGUGUAUAUGUUGUAUACUAUCUGAAUUUGAAGUGGACUUCACCCCGAAAAUUUGGAGAGUAUAUAUAUAUAUACAUAUAUAUACGUAUAAAAAAACAAAUAUGUAGACGGCGGUAUAAUUUCGUUGGGAUCAAUUUCCGAUGCGCGGAAAUGAACUUUACGCCGAGUGCCGCGUUACGUCAGUCCGCGAAAACGCGCGGCCGUUAUUCUCGCGCGUUCGCAUCGUAGUCAGAAAAUUGAAAUUUUAGAAACCUAUCGAAAUUGCGCCGACUUCAAUCGCCAGUUUAUAUAUAAAAGAAAAACAAAAAAGAUCAAGCUGAAAAACACAAAUGAGAAUGAACGUUACGAUAUUUUUUGACGUUUAUAGGCGAGCUUUAAAAGCAAUCUGGCUUAAGUGACCUAUAGAUAAAUCUUUGAGCGUAUUUUGAUAUCGAUAAUAAUACAAAUUAGUUUGUCCUGCAGACUACCGCUUUCUCUACUUGUACGUGCAAGAAGCUAAAGAUAAAGAGGAGCCAAUGAUUUAGAAGUCUUGUGGAGCACGCGAGGAAACGUUUGGAUUGCAAAGAUUAGGGAGAACGCAUGGCAUGAGAAUACGAAUCCAACAUUUUUCCCGAGUCUAAUCUUAAGCGGAUUUAGAAGAAAAAAAAACGGAGAAUAAAGCUUAGUAAGAACUUAAGCCUUGGUCACAGUACCGCUGCAACCCAAGGAGCUAGAAACACGACAGAUUGUAACCGUAAUCAUAAUAUUCAUCAGCUUGCGUCUCAUAAUUCAGAUUAGUAAUUCCCAAGUUUGAGCGUUUCCUUCAUACGAUUUAUUUGAUUUGCUCAAUAUCGAUCAUAGCUGUUCGGAUAUAGAGAGAGAAUUAUCUUUUGAUUCUUUUCUGAAAUUAUUUUCUAAGUUUUCGUAGAUUUCAUGAUUUUCAAAAUCUAGGACUCGAGGAUUUUUAGCCCAAGAUUCUGAGUGAGCUUUUAUUGUUUGUAGAAUUCGUGACAAUUUACUCGGUCGUUUCCGUGUAUUAUAUUCAUCAUGUUACAGUUUUCAUAUGUCACUUUUAUUAACCCUUAUAAUACCUCGUGUACCAGUUGCAAUUCAUUUUGUUGCACUUUUUCGCGAGAACAAACUGCUGAUUUCGGUUAUUUUAUAUUUUGUUUCUUGGGAAUCUGAUCGUUCAUCAUUAACAGCGUGCAUUUAGUCUUAAUUACUACUUGGAUUAUGAGAUUUAAUUUAAUAAAUCCUUAAUUUUCUAAUGUAAUUAGAAAAUAUUUUUUUUUGGUAAGAAUUCAAAGUAAACAAAUUUGGAGUGUGCCAGCGAAAUGCUUGAUUUGCUUAUAUUCCGAAUCACACACCCUAUUGCAUUUUAUCUGCGUCUAAAGACAAGAAAGAACUUUCGCAAUUGCAUAGAUUUUUUCAGCAAGUUAUAUUGAUCAACAUUCGUCCUUUGCAAAACUUACUUAUCACGAUGACUUUGAUUGAUGAAUUUAUAUAUGAUUUAUAUAUAAGAGGGCUAAAUGUGCGUUACCGACAUUAUGUAAGGAAUUCUCACAAAACGCCUAAUUGCACCGAAUACUAAUUAAGCGUGGAAGCUGAUGAGCGUGAGGGCGGGGAAGAUGGAAUAAAGAAUGGGCGACGAGAAAUUUCCGGAGGAUUUUCAGGUGAAUCUCGAAGAAAAAUUUGUCUUGCCGUGUCGCGACGAGUGGUGGGUAACGUCUAUUUUUGCAUCAUUGUUGUGAUCCUUUGGAAAUUGUAUCAUCGUAUGUAAUGAUUGUAGGCGCUCCGCGACGUAUGUACGCCACUGUCCUCGACUUGCGUUGCGAUAUAUACCGGGUGACCUGCAGAAAGCACGCAGGAGUACUAAAUAUUUACUCCCGAUUGAGCCACAAUGUCGCGUUACAAGCGGAACCUCGUAUUCUUUCUUCGGGCCACUCUGUAUAAGUGUGUAUAGAUUUCUGUGCGAUGACGCAUAUAAUGUUAUAUAUGAUGGACCGAAAGUCGUUAUUCUUUUAAAAAUGAACAUAAUUCAGAGAAGUUUCAUGCCGUGAGUUCAAAAGGGACUCAAAAAAAAAAUUAAUAAAUAAAGAGUUAACAAAUUUAAAAGAGAAAGAAAUUUUUCGAGAAUCGCAGUUGCUUUAUUCAUAAUAAUUAUCUAUUUUAUUACAGACCUAGAUAUUAUGUUUUGAACAUAUAACUUGCUGUUACUUUUAGAUUAUUUUCUUAACAUAUAAAUUGUUAGAUAUAAAUUAUAUUAUGUAUAUAAUGAUAUAUUAUCAUAUAUGAUAAUAUAUUAUAUGUGACUCAUAUCAGAGUAGACGUAAUUACGCCAUAAUAACGUUUCUCCUCGGGACAUAAAAAUCAUCAUACAUUAAAAGCCUGAAAUUACCGUAAUUACGUGACUUUCGGUCCACCUGGUAUAGCGGAUGUGUCCUCGCAGGCUUCGGUAUCGUCUCUCAUGGUGAAUGCGCGGAAAAGAGAGUUUAAUUAAACGAAAUAUAUAUAUAAAUAUAUAUGCGAGCGGAGGGAGAGGAUUAUUGUGUCGCGAUAUUACUAAUCGCGUCUUGCAUUGGCUGCCUUCGAUAUACUUCUUUCGGUUUUCUGUUCGAGGUAAUGUGUGUCAAAUGAGAACUCGAUUGUGUGUGAAGUAAAAGGCCAUACCUACACGCA